AUGCCCCAGCGAACAGUCUACGUCCUCUACAAUGCCGACGCAUCGGUCAUGGGCAAGUUACGGUACGGAUACCAGAAGAUGACCUGCCCCAAAGACAGCGAUCAGGUCUGCGCGGCAUGUGACAUCACCCACGGCGGCCUAUCGCUCAAGGAGACGCCGUCCUGGGUCGCUGUCAAGAAGGAGAUUGAGGCGACGCCGGAUGUUCGCGUGAUUCAGUGGCACCGCGAUGAGCUGUCUCCCGAGGUCAAGUCAUUCGUGGAGACGGAGAAGCUCUCGUAUCCCGUCGUGCUGUGCGAGUCGGAUGGAAAGCUACAGGUGAUUAUGGACAGGACCGAGCUGGGCAAGUGCAACGGCGACGCUCAAUUGUUUCUACAAGAGCUCAAGGCAAAGAACGUGCUAUGA
Emericellopsis atlantica is the source of this 402-nucleotide messenger RNA. RefSeq lists its product as uncharacterized. NCBI's taxonomy places the organism in Eukaryota, Fungi, Ascomycota, Sordariomycetes, Hypocreales, Bionectriaceae. The transcript is spliced from 2 exons. Bases 1 to 402 code for a protein of 133 amino acids. The record is from RefSeq and is a predicted model, not a curated record.